Molecule: messenger RNA, 2106 nt
Organism: Gigantopelta aegis
Lineage: Eukaryota; Metazoa; Mollusca; Gastropoda; Neomphalida; Peltospiridae
Exons: 5
Coding region: 292-2106 (604 amino acids)
Biological process (GO): intracellular signal transduction; receptor guanylyl cyclase signaling pathway; cGMP biosynthetic process
Molecular function (GO): peptide receptor activity; guanylate cyclase activity
Source: RefSeq, a predicted model, not a curated record
AUGCACACACACACACACACGCUACCGGAUAUAUUGACAGCAAACACCAGCAAAUGUGUGUAGGGUAUGUAUAUAUAUAUAUAUAUAUGUAUAUAUAUAUAUAUGUAUAUAUAUAUCGCGCUCUGCUUGGCUAAAGUUUAAUUGUAAAAGAUAUUCACUGAAAGAACCAGAACGGAACCGUGGAGACAAUGGGUUGGUUCCAGACAUUUAACUCGGAUUUAAUUUCUGGAUAAAACAAGCUCCAAUUCUGAGAAACCGGAUUGCAUGUAGAUUCAUUGUUUCCUACUCAAAAUGGCGAACAAAAGAAUCCACGCACAGAACGACCAUGACGUGGCAUCCUCUGCGUGGUCAGUUAGGUCGCGGUCCGAAAUGGAUGCCGCCAUCAAAGAAGUCAUCAGGAGUCGAAAUGAAAAUCGAGUGUUGGCCAUGUGUAAAGGAAAUGCUAUUACGAACACAGGAAAGAGGAUUCAGAUGGCCAAAAUGCUGAUCCUGACUAUCAUCCCGACCGUUGCCCUGAUUAUCAUAGCGUCCGUGGACGUGAAGCGCCUGUCGACGAAGCAGGCGAUAGGACGCGAGGUCCAGGACAUGAUUCGCCUCAGCACGGAGGUGGGGAUGCUCAUCCACCAGAUGCAGCUGGAGCGAGGCUACACGUCUCUCUACAUCUCGGACUCCACGGGCACAGAGACGAGAAUCCUGGUCGAACAGAGCUACGUAAACACCAACAACAAGCUCGACCAGAUGACCUACUGGCCGGGAGAAACGAAAACCGGGCUCCGCAGGUUUAAAACGAAAAAGGAUCUUUCGAAACAUCUGAACCGCUACAGAAGUGAUGUCUUGUUCAGCAGUGCCCUGCCGGAUCUGAACAGCGUGUUGGAGUUUUAUAAUGACGUCAUUAAAGAGUUCACCACGUGGAUGUACGCCGCCAUUACGUUUUCGCAAGAAGGCGAUGACUGGAGAAUGAUAGUUGCCUACCAACUGCUUGUGAUUAGCAAGAACGAUAUAGGCAUUGAACGGACGCUCGGGAGUGUGUAUUUCCUGGUUGGUCACUUCCAGUCUCAUGACGAAUAUUUGUGGUAUUUGAGGGAGAAGAACAUGGGGAAAGGGAAUUUUGAAGCAUCCCUUUUGUUUUCUCCUGUUGUCAAAGAGUUAUUUGUUGCCAACUCCGACGAUAACACUCACAUAAUACAUACAAAUAUCGAGAAUAUGAGAAGGGAAAUAAGCGGUAUUGGUAGCAGUAGCAACGGCAACAGUAGCAGCAACAGCAGCAGCACCACCAACAGUCAUUACUGCAAUAUCUACAGCAACAACGUUACCAGCGGAUCUCUAGGAAGAAGCAAAUGGUGGUUCAUAAACAUGACGUCACACCUAAACCUCUUAUUUGCUGUCCAGAACGAUCUGGCGGAAGUCCUUCUCAGUUCCAUCCACUCUGACCUGGAACAUGACACAAAAAACAUGUCCGUCAGCAUCACCCUCCUCUGUGUCAUUCUCAUCAUCUGUCCCCUGGUGGUCUUCUACGUCAAGACGAUGGUGUCGGACAUCCAGCGCUACGCCCUAUCCCUGGCCGAUCAGACGAUUGAGCUGAGCAAGGAGAGGCAGAGGACGGAGUCUCUUCUGUACCAGAUGAUCCCUAAGGCCGUGGCGGAUCAGCUCAAGUCCAACCAGGAGGUGGAGGCGGAGAGUUUCGCCGAGGUGACUAUCUUCUUCUCGGACAUCGUCGGCUUCACGAGCAUCUCGUCCAGCUGCUCGCCGCUAGAGGUCGUGACGCUGCUGAACACGCUAUACGUCUGCUUCGACACGCGGCUCGAGCUCUAUGACGUGUACAAGGUGGAGACAAUCGGGGAUGCCUACAUGGUGGCGUCAGGUGUCCCUAAAAAGAAUGGCCGGAAGCACGCCGCUGAGAUAGGCACCCUCGCUCUCGACCUCAACCACCACGUGACUCACCUGGAAAUCCCGCACAUGCCGGGCACGCCUCUUCGCCUGAGAGCGGGGAUUCACACAGGCCCCGUGGUAGCCGGUGUUGUCGGGUCGAAGAUGCCUCGGUACUGUCUGUUUGGUGACACCGUGAACACCGCAUCCAGAAUGGAAUCUACCGGACAGCGUGAGUAG